This is a messenger RNA of Megalobrama amblycephala (Wuchang bream), 753 nucleotides long. RefSeq lists its product as uncharacterized. Lineage: Eukaryota; Metazoa; Chordata; Actinopteri; Cypriniformes; Xenocyprididae. Gene Ontology annotation, molecular function: cysteine-type peptidase activity. Gene Ontology annotation, biological process: proteolysis. The record is from RefSeq and is a predicted model, not a curated record. The transcript has 7 exons. The coding region runs from base 30 to 734 and encodes 234 amino acids.
CUAUACAGACCAUUGAAUACUACCUCUGGAUGGUGAAAACUCAACAUGACACUGCAAAAAAAGUACUGAUCAUAAAUCAUUACACAGCUGGUGUAAUAAUGAAUGCAAAAGAUGAGGUCAUAAACAGACAUUUAAUGCCAAAGGUGAAAUUUGAUGAUUUUGAUGCAGCAGUUGGGGCACUUAAUGUACAUUGUACCCACUGGACCUUGGUGUUUCUAAAUGCUGCUUCAAAAGAAGUGUCAGUUGUAGACCCUUUAGGUUCAAAUGAGGAAGAACAGACUAAGACAGCAGGAGAAAGAUUUAGGAGGUUCUUCCAAAUGCGCCACAACAUUCUGAGCAGAAAAGACUGGAGCAACAUCAGAUGGAGGCCAAAGAAAAUUAGACACACAAACCAGCAGGAUGGAAAUAGUUGUGGGGUUUUUGUUAUGAAGUUUGGCGAGGUAAUACUGUCAGAAUUCCCUGAUGUCCCCAACUAUAUUUCCAUCGAUGGAAGCCUGGAGGCAGUAACUGAAAUUAGGCAACAGAUGGCAGCUACUAUUUUAGCAUCUUCCGAGCCUAUUCAAAGUGUUUGCCAGCUGUGUGGCUGCAAAGAGACAGUUGAGAAUGAACUCUGGAUCCAGUGUGAUAGCUGCUUGCUCUGGACACAUACAAAGUGCACUGACCUGACACAGAAAGAGGUGGACUCAGUAACCAAGGAUAACAGUCCAUGGUUAUGCACAUUUUGCAUUAUGUAAAUAUACACAACAUCACACU